CCCAGCCUCCUCCCCGGGCCUGGGGCUGGGGCUCCGAGGCCGCCCAUGGGCUCGGAGGACACCGUCCCAGCCCGGGCACAGCCAUCCUUCGCUAAUCCCCAGCCCUGGAAUGUCUGCGGGCCAAUCAGCGGGUUCUCUGGGGGCUCCCCGUGGGUGCUAAUAACCUGCAAUGAUUAGCCGGGGCUCCGUGGGCCGUCGGCGGGGCGGGGCGGCACCGAGGCUGGAGGGAGGCGGGGAGGCCAUCCCGCUGGGCUGCGGGUCUCUUUUCGUGCCAGCGCCGACGGGAGGCUGUUUGGAUAACUCGCCAGCCUCCCCCUUUUGUCUGUCCGUCCAGUCUGACUCCUGGAGAUUGUAAAUAGGUCUAUCCAACCUGGGGAGCGGGCUGGACGGCUGAGCCAGGCCGUGCCCGGGCGCCCUGGAGGCUCAUGCUGCGCCCGGGGCCCUCCUCCGUGCUGGGGGCCUGGGGCCUGCUCCUGCUCCUGCUCCUGCUCCUACUCCUGGCUCUCCUUGGGGUCUCCGGGGCAGAGGGACGGUCGCUCCAGCUGCCGGCCAGGCAGGCUCCCAUGCCCGGAGCCCUGAGCAGGAAGGAGAGUUUCGGUCUCCUCUCCCUGCACAACCGCCUGCGUAGCCGCGUCCAGCCCCCUGCGGCCAACAUGCGGAGGCUGGACUGGAGUGACAGCCUCGCCCACCUGGCUCAAGACAGAGCAGCCCUCUGUGGGGCCCUGGCUCCCACCCCACGGCACGCCCCACAAGUGGGCUGGAACGUGCAGCUCCUGCCCGUGGGCUUGGCAUCCUUUGUCCAAGUGGUCAGCAUGUGGUUCUCCGAGGGACAGCGGUACAACUACGCGGCAGCCGAGUGUGCCCACAAUUCCACCUGCACUCGCUACACCCAGCUUGUAUGGGCCACCUCAAGCCAGCUGGGCUGUGGACGGCAUCCCUGCUCCGUGGGCUGGGCCGAGCUGGAGGCCUUUGUCUGUGCCUACUCCCCCGGGGGCAACUGGGAGGUAAACGGGAAGAUAAUCCACCCCUACAGGAAGGGCGCCUGGUGUUCACUCUGCACGGCCAGCGUCUCGGGCUGCUUCAAAGCCUGGGACCACGCGGGGGGGCUCUGCGAGGUCCCCAGGAACCCGUGCCGCAUGAGCUGCCGGAACCACGGACACCUCAACGUUAGCACCUGCCACUGCCACUGCCCCCCUGGCUACACGGGCAGAUACUGCCAAGUGCGGUGCAGCGUGCGGUGCGUGCACGGCCGGUUCCGGGAGGAGGAGUGCUCCUGCGUCUGCGACGUGGGCUACGGGGGAGCCCAGUGCGCCACCAAGGUGCACUUUCCCUUCCAUACCUGUGACCUGCGGAUCGAUGGGGACUGCUUCAUGGUGUCCUCGGAGGCAGACACCUACUACGGAGCCAAGAUGGAAUGCCAGAAAAAGGGUGGGGUGCUUGCCCAGAUCGAGAGCCAGAAAGUGCAAGACAUCCUUGCCUUCUACCUGGGCCAACUGGAAACCACCAACGAGGUGACCAACAGUGACUUUGACACCAGGAACUUCUGGAUUGGGCUCACCUACAAGACUGCCAAGGAUGCUUUCCGCUGGACCACUGGGGAGGACCAGUCCUUCACCAGCUUUGCCUUCGGACAGCCUGACAACCAGGGGUUCGGCAACUGCGUGGAGCUGCAGGCAUCAGCUGCCUUCAACUGGAACGACCAACGCUGUAAAACCCGAAACCGUUACAUCUGCCAGUUUGCUCAGGAGCACAUUUCCCGGUGGGACCUGGAGCCCUAACAGCCCCUGGGAACAUCGGUCCUGCCUGCCUGUCUGCACACCUGCCUAUCUGCAUACCUUGUAGCGGAACAAGGGCCAGGCUGGGGCUGACCUCAUGCCCAGCAUCCAAGGAGGUCUCAGACAUGCACAAGGCAGGGAGUCAGGCUGGGGUGGCAGUGAGGCCCAUAAAGGUGGGUGGGGGGGAGCAGGGGAACUGGCAUGGGGUAGGGGAGCCUGGGCCCCUCCACCUGCUUCUGACUGGGAAGAUGGGCCUCAGUUGCACCCUGAAGCCGAAACCAGGGCCAACAGUCAGAGGGACCUCACUCCUCCAUCCCAACUUCCCUCCUGCCCAGGAUCCACCCUACAGAGGAUUAAACUAAGUUAUGAAUCCGCCAGGCUUGCGAG
Messenger RNA from Choloepus didactylus (southern two-toed sloth), 2162 nucleotides. RefSeq names its product C-type lectin domain family 18 member A-like. The transcript is spliced from 12 exons. The record is from RefSeq and is a predicted model, not a curated record. Lineage: Eukaryota; Metazoa; Chordata; Mammalia; Pilosa; Megalonychidae. The coding region runs from base 426 to 1778 and encodes 450 amino acids. Gene Ontology annotation, molecular function: polysaccharide binding.